Messenger RNA from Closterium sp. Naga37s-1, 259 nucleotides. The record is from the annotation of a GenBank genome assembly. NCBI's taxonomy places the organism in Eukaryota, Viridiplantae, Streptophyta, Zygnematophyceae, Desmidiales, Closteriaceae.
CUUUUGGCAGACAUGCUUCUGGAUCGUGCCUAUGUCAUGGUGACCUUGAGAUUUGCGAGUGAUGUCAACAACCUGAUUGUAUCCAUGAACCUCCUGAGGGAUACAAGUAAAGUGAUUCAAGUUGAUGCGUUUCACAUCUUCAAGGUGAUUGUGGCCAACCCGAAGCAGCCACAAGAUGUUCAGCUGAUCCUUCUUAAGAACAAAGAUAAGCUGCUUCGUUUCCUGCCAGCCCUGACACUUGAGAAAGGAACAGAAGCAG